GGUGGAGCGCGUAAAUCGCGGAUAUCCCGUUCUGUAAAAUGGCGGCGUGACAGAGGCUUGUUUAAAUUUUUAGUUUGAAACAACGUCGUCACAGUUUCCGUCAGGGGAGUGUCUGGACCUGCCUCACAUUUAAGAUAUAAUAACAGGAAUUUAAACUUCCUGAAAGGACCAGCAGUGAUGGCCAAACGAAUCGCUGAUAAGGAGUUGACCGACAGGAACUGGGAUCAGGAAGAAGAAGGAGAGGAGGCAGGGACCUUUUCCAUCGCCAGUGUUGAUGUGCUGAAGAACCGACCAAUCAAGAAGGCCAAGCGUAGGAAUAUUGGAGAGAGUGAGAACCCCGGUGCCUUCAAGGGCUUUAAGGGCUUCUCCCUGACGUCAUCGGCGUCCAGCGCCGCCGCCCCCACCACCGGGUUCUCCGGCUUCGGGAACGGCGGCGGCUUCAAGGGGCUGGCGGGGCUGUCCAAUGGCAGCACUCCGUUCGGGGGCUUCUCGUCCACCACCGCCCCCGGUUUAACAUUCAACGGCCCCGCCUCCUCCUCCUCCUCCGCCACGGCCGGCGACGUCACCACCAAUGGCUCCGCCCCCAGCUCCACUCAGAGCCCCGGCGCUCUCGGCAGCGGCAUUAGCGGCGGCGGCAGCGGCGCCGUCGGUAACAACAAGGAGUACAGCCGGCAGCUCACGGCGCUCAACUGCUCGGUGCGCGACUGGAUCGUCAAGCACGUCAACGGCAACCCGCUGUGCGACCUCAACCCCAUCUUCAGGGACUACGAGCAGCACCUCGCCAGCAUCGAGAGGAAGUACGGCGCCACAGCGGCGGCCGCCACCGACGGGGGUUCCCAUGGCAACGCGCCAGGGGGAGAGAAGCAGGCGGGGGGGGCACUGCCAGCCUCCUCUUCCUCUUCCUCUUCUUCUUCUUCUUCCGCCGACGCUUCUCCUUCCUCCUCCUCCUCCUCCUCGACAGCGGCGGCGACGGCGGCGGUGCCCUCCUUCUCCUCGCCCGCGGCGGGCGCCCCGCUGAAGACGCCGGCGUCUUUGUUCUCCUUCGGCCGGGACGGCGCCGCCGACAAGGGCAGCAGCCCGGCCGGCGCGGCGCCCGUCCCCGCCGGCGUGACGUUUAACUUCGGCCAGAAGCAGGACAGCGCGGCCCUGGGGCCGUUGGCGUCGGGCGGCACCGGCGCCCCCCCCAGCUUCUCCUUCUCCUCCGCCCCGGGCCAGAGCUCCCUGUUCGGGGGUGCCACCGCCGCCGCGUCGGCUCUACCCUUCUCGUUCGGUGGGGCGAAGGCAGAGGCGGCCCAGCCCUCCACCACAGAUGAGAACGGAGAGGAGGAUUCCGACGAGCCCCCCAAAGUGGAGGUCCGGGAGAUCAAGGAGAAGGAUGCCUUCUACUCCCAGAGGUGUAAGCUGUUCUACAAGAAGGACGCCGAGUUCAAGGAGAAGGGCGUGGGCACGCUGCACCUGAAGCCCACUGCCGAGGGGCGCACGCAGCUGGUGAUCCGCGCAGACACAAACCUGGGCAACAUCCUGCUCAACAUCGUGCUGGCCCCCUCCAUGCCCAGCUCCCGCGUGGGCAAGAACAACGUGGUGCUGGCGUGCGUGCCCAACCCGCCGGUGGACCCCAAGAGCCCCGCCGUGCCCAUGCCCAUGCUGAUCCGCGUCAAGACCACGGAGGACGCCGACGCCCUCUACAAGAUCCUGGAGGAGAAGAAGGCCUGAAGAGCCCCCCCCCCCCCCC
Messenger RNA from Gadus chalcogrammus (walleye pollock), 1732 nucleotides. RefSeq names its product nucleoporin 50 (gene nup50). NCBI's taxonomy places the organism in Eukaryota, Metazoa, Chordata, Actinopteri, Gadiformes, Gadidae. Gene Ontology annotation, cellular component: nuclear pore. The record is from RefSeq and is a predicted model, not a curated record. The transcript has 8 exons. Gene Ontology annotation, biological process: protein import into nucleus. The coding region runs from base 178 to 1713 and encodes 511 amino acids.